AUGCAGCAGAACGGCAUGCCCCGCCAGGGCCCGUCCAACGCUGCCACCUACCAGCACUUUGUCAACUCCUACCGCGCCCAGCACCAGCAGGCCAAGCUGCCCCAGGGCUGGCAGCAGUCGACGCCGCUCGAGGAGCGCGGCCAGCUGGCCUUCCAGUUCUUCACCCAGUUCCGUCUGCUCAAGCAGGAGACGCCCGAGCUGGAUGCCAUGCGCACCUCGAUCCAGUUCGAGAACCAGGUCUUCCUCACAUCGCAGACAAAAGACCAGUAUGUCUCCAACAUCAAGCAGAAGCUAAUGCAGAUGACUGCCGCACGCCAGCAGCAGUCCCAACGCAUGCAGUCCAGCCUGGGCAACAUGAACAUGCAGAUGAACGGGAUGAACCCCGCCCAGAUGAACAUGAUGGGGCAGCCUGGUCCGCAAGGCCCCCGCCAAGGCACGCCGCAGCAGUUCAACCAAGGUUUCCCUAACGCCCAACUUCGGCAGCCGAUGCAAAUCUCUCCAGUCCCCAUGCAGCAAGGAGGCUCUUCGAUGGGCAUGAAUGUCGGUACGCCUAAUCUGAACCAAGGGCAGCAGAACCAGCAACCGAACAUGCAGCAGCAGCAACAGCAACAACAGCAACAGCAGCAGCAACAACAGCAGCAGCAACAGCAGCAGCAGCAGCGACUGCCACAAGAAGGCCAGUUCAUCAACCAACUAGCCAAAAAGCUGUUGGACAGUUGCACGGGCGAGGUUCGUCUGAAGUUCCAGAACGAAGUCAACGCAUGGCCAGAGGAGAAGAAACAAACGCUCCUUGCGCAAGGAGUUGAUCCCUUGUUUUUUCGCUUCCGGACGCACGCCGAGCUGCUCUACCGGAACGGCAAGGUUUCCAUUCCCAAACAGCUGGGCGCGAACCAGAUGGGUGGGCAACAGGGUGCCCAGUCCGUUCAGAUGCAAGCCCAGCAGUCCAAUAUGGGCCAACGGCAAUCUGAUCCUGCUUUCGACUUCAACGCAAUCACAAACCAGCAACUGGGUGCUGUACGGCUACAGGACUCGGGUGCAGAAGUUGUCCCAGCCAGCAACAACAACAACAAUAACGGCCAGAUGUCUUUUGGGCAGGGUGGCCAACAGCAGAACGCUGCCAUGGCACAACGACAGGCUGCCCAGGCGGCAUUCCAACAAAGCCUCCAACGCCAGGCCAAUGCGUCUCAGAUCCAAGUAGCCCAGGCACAGGCCCAGGCUCAGCAACAGGCCCAAGCGCGUGCACAACUCGACCAGCAGCGACAGCAAGCUGUGUUGCAGGCAAGAAACCAAAACCAACUACUCCAAGGACAGAUUGGUGGUCUCAACCUCCCACCAGGUUCUCAGCAAAGCCCAGCCAUGCCGUUGCUCACGCGACCCAUGAACCCACCAGGUCAACAAGGACCCGGAACGCCACAACAACGCCCGCCACAAGCACAUGUCCCGCAGAUGACACCUCAACCUGGCCAAGGACAGACGGAGCAAGUCUCUGCGUUGUUGCGCGAGGCACAGCAGAGAUCCGCUGCCGCUGCCGCUCUGGGUCAGCCCAGUGGACCUCUCUCGGAUGCAGCGCGCUUGGCUAUGAUGCCAGCAGAUCUUGAUCCCAAUGCGAAACAACAGCUGCUGAAGGUACCGGAGCAAAACUUCCGUCAGAUCCUUGCCAACUACAUGACCACCCAACGAAUGAACCAGCAAAUGCAGCAGAACGGCAUGAUGGCUGGCGGGCCUGGGGCUCAGGGACAACGAAACAUGCUCCCGUUCAACCAACAGCCAGGCAUGCAGCCGGGUAUGGCUGGUCAGAUAAUGGGAGGGCCGAACAUGGCCAACAUGGCUAACAUGGCCAACAUGGGCCGGCCUGGGAUGGGUCUUGGGCAACAGACGCCUGGUGCUGUUGGUGGGCAGCCCCAGCAGAUGGCACAGCGUGGCAUGUUGACACCACAGCGCAUCAUGGCUGCACAGGCUCUGCUCCAAUCGAAUCCUGGCAUCAUUGCAAACACAGAUGGUAGGCCGUUCCCUCCAGAAGUAGUUGGUCCACAAGUCCGACAAAAUCUACCUCCGGAUGUGAAGAGUUGGGGACAACUCAAGCAGUGGGCUGUGCAGAAUCCGGGCAUCCUGCCCCCUACCGAGACGCAGAAGCUACUCAUGCUGCAAGUAAUCCACUUCCAGAACAUGCUGCAGCGACAGCAACAGCAACAGCAGCAGCAGCAGAUGCCUGGCGGCGUUCCUCAGCCAAACAAUGCUCCGGGAAUGGCGCCACCUGCACCAAUGACCCCAGGACAAGGCAGGGGGCCGCAGCCUAUGAACAUGGCGAACCUGCCUCCCAUCAGCGUCACACCACAGGAACUACAAAUAUUCCGACAGAAGAUGGCGCCACAAAACCCUCAGGUCAUGAAUAUGCCAGACGAGCAAUUGCGCUCGAUCGUCAUCUCGCAGAAGAUGAAGAGCAGACAGCAGCAGCAGGCAAUGCUUGCACAGCAGCAGCAACAGCAGGCGGCGCAGCAACGAAGCAUGAUGCAACAGCAGCAGCUGCAACAGCAGCAGCAACAACAGCAUCAGCAGCGGGAACAGCAACAACAGCUACCUCAAGCUCAACCUCAGCAAACUCCACAGCAGCAGCCAAACCGGCCUCCGACCGCCCAGGCUGCUCAGUCGAUACCACAGCAAAAGACACCUGUUAGGCUACCGCAAGCGGCACAGCCUACGCCGAACGCUAUGAAGAACUUGAAGCGGCCCAACGACGACUCUGCCGAGGCCAAUGCCGAUCAAUCUGGCGGCAACGCACCUCAGGCGUCUAUGGUCCCUCAAAGGCCUAUGAACCUGACCCAGGAGCAGAUGUCCAAGUUGACACCUGCACAACAAGCUCAGGUCAAGGCUCAGCUCCUCAAGGCUCAGGAUGCUUCAAACGCUGCCAAUGGCAAGGCGUCGCAGCAAGCACGUCCAGUGCCGAGCGCCGAAGACAUGCGUGCUCGCAUCAGUGACCCAGUCCGGAUUAACAACCUCAGCACGAUGAUGAAUGAGGUUGAGAGGACACUGCCUGCUGGACAGCCGACACAGAUCCCCCCUCAAGUGCGCGCUUCACUGCAAGGGACUCUGCAGAAGCAGCUCUCCAUGCUGAAGAAGGUCGAUGGAGCAAUCCGGGCUUUCUAUGCGUCAUUUGACAUCGAUAGCGGCUCAGAGGGUGUCAUCCGUCAAAUCAUGACAGCACGUUGUUUGCUGUACCGCGAGAUGAAUUUGGAAACUGGCAUGCUCAACGACCAAAUCACACUGCCAACAGAGGGUUUCAAAACCCACCUCCGCACCAUUCUCAACUUCGUCACCAAGAUCGGAGCGAGAAUGUCGCAGACACAACAAAACCAGAACGCCAAUGCUCAGGCUGGGCUACAGCAGGCCCAGCCUGGCUCGGAUCCCUCGCUUGCUACACCUCCCGCUCAGCUGAAUGCUGCUAAUCUCAAGCAACACACUGAGUCGCAGCAGCGGGGCUCGAAUUCGAAAGCCCCUAGCGCACCUACAACGGAUCGUCCACCCUUCCCGCUUGGUGGUGCGCAGUCGCCGAGCGGAGCUCCCAAGUACUUUGAUGAAGCUCCUAGACUCACAAACCUCGUUCUCCCCGACAAGAAGCGUCAAAGGAUGGACGGAGGCAGUGCGAGUUCAACCCCAGGACCCAAGCCCUCACCCCGUAUGGGCGCUGGAAAGGGCAACUCGCCUGAGCUGAAGCGACAGCAAGCACCUGACAGGCAAGCACCGCAGAAGCCCACCUUCAAAUGCAAGGAGGCUGCAUGCGAAUACUCUGUUCGAGGAUUCGACACGCAGACCGAGCUCGAGGCACACGUCAGCAUAGCACACGCCAUCCACGACAAUCCUCUUCAGUUCGCACUCGAGUCCAUGGCGGAGUAUCUGGAUGUGGAUGUAAAGACAGGUGAACUCAAGGCCGACCCCCACGCUUCAAAACCAUCAGUCAAGCCUGCACCUGCACCUGCCCCUGUGCGUGCUCCUGCACAGGCCAUCAAAAUGGAACAUGGCACCGCACACGCCCUGACUCCUGCGGGGCAUGCGGCCACCCCCAUGGCACGCAUACCGACACAGACCGGUAUCAAGAACUCGCCAUCGGCCAACCUGCUCAAGACACCGCAGCCGAUGGUCAAGGUUGCCACGCCUGGCACUGGACCUCACGCCAAACCUACCCCGACUAGUGCAGUCAAGUCGAUUGUGAAGGAGUCUGCACCUGUUACCGCAGCACUACCGGAGAGACCACAGGAACUGCAGCCUAUGAUCCCGACAUCACUCCUUGACUGCUCGUACGAAGAGACCUUUGCCGUGCUUGACGCCAACGGCCCCUUCACCGUCCUCGACCUCAAGGAUGUGGACAACGCGUGGGCUGUCCGUUCGCGCCCCAGCUCGCCGACCCAAACACCCGACUCGUCAGCAAAGGACACGCCCUCGACACGGCAGUCGGACAUCUCCGAGAACGACAACCUCCUGAUCAACCUCGACAUCGACAUGCCCGAUGCAUGGAUGAUGGGCAUGAACGGCGACGCGCUCCCGCUCGACAUGCAGCUCUCGGACGACCUGCAGACGCUCGGCGUCUCCCUUCCCCCCAUGGACAGCGACGAGAUGAUGCUGUUCCCCUCGCUCAUGGACUUUGACGCCAUGGAGAAGCAGAUGGAUGGCAGCCUGGCGGGUCUGGACGCUGGCAUCUACUGA
Molecule: messenger RNA, 4698 nt
Organism: Boeremia exigua
Lineage: Eukaryota; Fungi; Ascomycota; Dothideomycetes; Pleosporales; Didymellaceae
Exons: 1
Coding region: 1-4698 (1565 amino acids)
Biological process (GO): regulation of DNA-templated transcription
Molecular function (GO): transcription coregulator activity
Source: RefSeq, a predicted model, not a curated record